This is a messenger RNA of Wallemia mellicola CBS 633.66, 1894 nucleotides long. Its product is annotated as RNA-binding domain-containing protein. The record is from RefSeq and is a predicted model, not a curated record. The coding region runs from base 273 to 881 and encodes 202 amino acids. NCBI's taxonomy places the organism in Eukaryota, Fungi, Basidiomycota, Wallemiomycetes, Wallemiales, Wallemiaceae. The transcript is spliced from 5 exons. Gene Ontology annotation, molecular function: RNA binding.
AAGAGCAUGAUAACCAUCUAGUAAAAACAGAAUACCAAAUUGCAGAAUUCACUAUUUGUAUUAAUAAAUUAUUUUAAUAGGUUACUAUUAUCUCUAUAUAUAUGAUCAAAUACAACAUGAGUACUAGAAUAUAGGGAGAAAGGAGGUAGAAGAUACCAAUGUAGAAUAUAACAACUAGCUUAACUAACAAAAUAUAAAAAAUUCCGACAAAAUGCUCAUCUGACGUUCUCUGACUUCUUGAUUGCUUACAACCACCCAGUAAGAUAACGAAAAUGGCAGACAGCAAUGACUACAACAAUCCAACGAAUGAGGAGCCAACAUUUGAGGAGGAUGACGAAGAUAAGGAAAUUGCAGCAAUGAAGGAACGGGUUAAGCAAAUGGAAGAAGAAGCAGCCAGAUUGCGUGAAGUACAAGAGAACGUCGAACAAAAGCCAGAGGAAGACCAACAACAACAACCACAACAACUAGAAUCACAAGAACAGUCGACAUUCGAGGGACAAGACGCAGAAAUGAUGCAGGAAUCGAGCGAAGAUGUCGACGGUAGAUCAGUUUACGUUGGUAACGUCGAUUACAGCGCAACUCCAGAGGAUUUACAAAAACACUUUGCUGCAUGUGGUACAAUAAACCGCGUUACAAUCUUAUGUGAUAAAUUCACUGGUCAUCCAAAAGGAUACGCAUAUAUCGAAUUCGCAGAGCCAUCAUUAGUUGAGAACGCAUCUGCACUUAAUGAGAGUUUAUUCAAGGGUAGAUUAAUAAAAGUUGUUGCAAAGAGAAAGAAUGUGCCUUUCUUCGCUCUGAAACGCGCCAGAGGUAGAGGUAGAGGAAGAGGCGGAUUCCGCGGUAGACCAUACCGUGGUAGAGGACGUGGAUCAUUCUAUUAGCUUUGGUUGAUUGUAUAAUGAAAUAUUUAUUCUGUAGUCAAAACAAAUGAAUCAAUAGAUUUAUGCGUAGAUUUCAUCUUAUCAUGCUGUGCGAUUUCGGAUGCUGAUUGGAAUAUACCCUGUCCCCAUCCCAUUCUGAAUGUGUUGGCCUCACUGACGACUUCGACGAUUUCACUUUCGAGUUCCUUUUCUGCAGCUUGAAUUUGUUGGAGAAGCUGGUCACCGACUUGUCCUCUCUGUAUGAGAGUAACUAAUGCAACCUUGUCAUCCCUCAUCUUCCAUAUUCUCUUGACAUCCUCGACUGCUCUACGGAUCAAUGCACACUUUAAGACUAUUUCCUCUGUGUUCUCUUGUUGUAGGAGUGUAAUAUAUACAGAUCUCUCGAUGUGUGGUUCAAACCAGCUGUCAGAGAUGAGAUCGAUUGAGGAUUUUACUUUAGAAUUUCUAUAGAUUUUACUGAAUAAAGACAAAGGUACUAUCAGCAAAACUAAAUAAAUAAUUGGUAUCAAUAUUGAGUUCAUCCUCUGUAAAGAAUAACUAUAAUUAUGACAAGAAUUAUAGUAGAGCUAUCAUUAAAUAUCUGGUUUAUAUUCCCCAAGGACGUCGACGCGAAAACUCAACUAUGUCACUGGAAUGUGUGUCAUAUUUGAGUUACUACUAUCUUCGGUAUGUAGGCCAUUCUUGAACAGAAACACCAACGAUGGCUCCAACGAUAGAGAAUACACAGGAGGAAGACCAUAGCCCCCACUCGUCCGACGACAGCAGCGCCAUAUACAGCAAAAGACAACUCAGCAAUCUUCCAGUAGGAAAUGGAGAAAGGGGUGGCAAUGCAAAUUCACCAUUUGAUGAUUUACCUGUAGAAAUAGACUUAAGCAUCUUGAAAGACCCACCACCCGAUCCACUCACCCCGGAUUCUAAAUUCUGCAUAGCCCUACUCAGUCUAGGUCCCCCACUAGGCAGGCAGUACAUUGAAUGCCUGGAAACGCCUUCUACUCCUCAAGUCGCCGCUUCUG